AUGACUCAAGAGAAGAUGGAACUGGACCUGAGUACCCCCGUGUCCAUGUUACAGGCGGACGGGAACCUGAGGCGGUCCAGCAGUGCCCCCAUGAUAAACGGGCUGAGUAUUAUAUUCAAUGCGGGAUACAGUCUCAAAAGGAGGCACUUCUUCAGGAAUCUGGGAUCAAUUCUCGCCUAUGCUUUUAUUGGAACCGUCCUAUCCUGUUUUGUUAUCGGGUCCAUUAUGUAUGGGUGUGUAAUGCUCAUGAAUUGGGUUGGUCAGCUGGGAGGAGAUUUCUACUUCACCGACUGCCUGUUUUUUGGUGCCAUUGUGUCUGCCACGGACCCAGUGACGGUGCUGGCGAUAUUCCACGAGCUGCAGGUGGACGUGGAUCUGUAUGCGCUGCUCUUCGGAGAGAGUGUCCUGAACGACGCUGUGGCCAUCGUGCUGUCCUCGUCGAUCGUCGCUUACCAGCCAGCCGGUGACAACACCCACACCUUCGACGUGAGUGCCGUGUUCAAAUCCUUCGGGAUCUUCCUGGGAAUCUUCAGCGGCUCCUUCGCCUUGGGAGCAGCAACCGGAGUCAUGACUGCCUUAGUUACCAAGUUCACGAAGCUGCGGGAUUUUCCGCUGCUGGAGACGGCUCUCUUCUUCCUGAUGUCCUGGAGCACGUUCCUGCUGGCCGAGGCCUGCGGAUUCACAGGUGUAGUAGCUGUGCUGUUCUGUGGGAUCACUCAGGCUCAUUACACCUACAACAACCUGUCUCCAGAGUCCCAGGACAGAACCAAGCAGCUAUUCGAAGUCCUGAAUUUCCUGGCUGAGAAUUUCAUUUUCUCCUACAUGGGCCUGACUCUAUUCACGUUUCAGAACCACGUCUUCAAUCCCACUUUCAUCGUGGGGGCUUUUCUGGCUAUCUUCCUGGGGAGAGCUGCCAACAUCUACCCGCUGUCCUUCCUGCUGAACCUGGGCCGGAGGAACAAGAUCGGAUCCAACUUCCAGCACAUGAUGAUGUUUGCAGGUCUGCGUGGAGCCAUGACGUUCGCGCUGUCUAUCCGGGACACGGCCACCUACGCCAGGCAGAUGAUGUUCAGCACCACCCUGCUCAUCGUCUUCUUCACUGUCUGGGUGUUCGGGGGCGGCACCACACAGAUGCUGUCCUGGCUCAGGAUCCGGGUUGGAGUGGAUUCGGAUCACGACCAUUCUAUACACACUGAAAAUAUCGUGGCGGACGGAGGGGCUCGUCAAAGCACCAAACAGGAGAGCGCCUGGCUGUUCAGAAUGUGGUACAACUUUGACCACAAUUAUCUGAAGCCCAUCCUGACUCACAGUGGCCCCCCGCUCACUGCCACCCUGCCCUCCUGCUGCGGCCCCCUGGCACGGUGUCUUACCAGCAUUCAGGCCUACGAGAACCAGGAGCAGCUGAAGGACGAUGAUUCGGACCUGAUCCUGAACGACGGUGACAUCAGCCUGACGUUCGGGGACUCCACUGUCACCACGGACUCGUCCGCCUCGGGCAUGUCUCGCCGGCAGGGGCCCGUGGGCUCCGACGAGGCUCUGGACCACGAGCUGGCCUUCGGGGACCACGAGCUGGUGAUCCGUGGCACCCGGCUGGUGCUGCCCAUGGACGACUCGGAGCCCCCCCUCACCCUCCCUGACGGGGGGGCAGCCUCGCGCCGCCACAGGCUGUGAGCCCGGGACCCCCCCCUCCCCUCGUUCUGUAGACAGAGACAGACACACAACACCUCGCUUUCCUUUCCUUUUGUAAAACUUGUUGUGCCGUUGCUGCUGUCUGCCUGUCCAUGCUCAGCCAGUGUCUCGUCUGUUGCGCCGCAGCAUCAAAAAACGAACGUGCAUGCGUGUCCCUUGAAUGUGCAAAAAAAAGUUCCGAUUAUAUUUUAUGUAUAAAUAUAACUAGGUGUACAAUUUUUAUUUUUUGUGUGUCUGUUGGGAUUUACUGAUUGGUGAUUGCAACAGCACUUCAAAGGUGGUGUGUCUGAUUUAUUAACAUUUGUUUCUUUUUUUAAUACGUUUUAGCAGAUGCUAUUGGGUGGUGUUCUUACCUUGCUGUAUACGUGUGCAAGCUGUCUGAUGAAACGAGAACGAGCGAAAAGAACAGAGCAGGCUUUGGGAAUGGCAAAGACAGCCACCCUUGCCUGAGGCUGUCAUGUGAGGUCAUUGUGCAUCAUGGUGCUUGAAACUAUUGCAGUAACUGUCCCCAGCGGGAGUACUGGAUAGGACACAGAACAUCUCACUAUCUGUAUUUACUGUGCAAAAGUGUUUUGUUUCAUGUUUCAGCGAUGUUUAUGUGGCAUCUUCAGAGAGAGUCCCCUUUCCCACAUCUUUGCGCUGUGCUCUGGAACUUUGUAGAAAUGCACUUUCUAUUAAAAUCAGUUUGUCAUUGAGAGUCCUGCUGGUGUGAAGGAAUAUUAUAAAUUGCAGAAUGGAAGCGAGCAACUUGGUGUUGUUGGAAGUCCUGUAUGAAGAAAUAGGGUGGUAGGCUAGAAGGAGAGAGUGAUGAGAGAGCACUUUGAACCCGGCCAUGGGGACAAGCACACUACUGGUUAGUGACAGUUAUGUGUUGGGUGUUACCUGAUAGUGCAAAGCGGGCAGUGAGUGUUCCCCAGGUGAAGGACUGCGCCGCUGCUUCACUUGUGGAUGCUCACACUAUGAAAAGCGCUUUGUUGAAACGCGGUGCUUCUCAACUCCACCUCCUCCAGAAACAGGAGUGGAGUGACUUUGCUGUCCCGUGUGAUGGCUGGUUUUACAAAGUGAGGGCUUAAACUGCUUUUUUUAUUAUAAUGGUUCUCAUUUUAUAAAGUAAUAAGUUGGUAUUCUAUUCUAGCUGAAAUCAUGAAGGGUCCGGAAAGUGUAGCUCCAAAUAGCCCAGCUAAAGAAUACUGAAAACAGGAACAAACCCUCCCAGCCCAGCUAUCGCAGGAAGCUGCAUCGGGUAUUUUCCUGCUGAUGAAAACAUUAAAAAAGAAAGUGACUUCACAGCAGUGCCUGUGUCCUGCAGGCUGCCCGAUAGGGCUGUACGAGUGGCAGCGAAUAUAACAGGAGCAGCGUUGACAUCUUUAUCUCCUGCCGUGCAGGAAGUUCAUAACGAUUGUUUUUUUUAAGGCUGCUUUGUGCAUCUUAUCCUUAACCAUAACUAGCAUUUUGUCUGUAUAUUUUUAAAUAUUGAAUAUCCUUUUUUUUUUUUUUUUUGGGGGGGCGGGGGGGGGUUGUAAAACUUGACACAGUAUUGAAGCCUCUGUAGUCGACUGGCCUUGCAAGGUGUGUGUGUGCCGGGGUGUUUGAAAGCCGAUCACCUGGAAUUCCCUGUCGUUUAUGUCCUGGUUUGUCCCACCCCCCCCUCAUAUCAUUGGGGUGCUACCAGUUCUCAGUUUUAGUUUGUGGUCAGGCUCUCACCCACAGAAGGCAGGCUGGUUUCUUCACCUCUCGGUUCAGCGCAAGCGAUCGAAACCCAGUACAAGUACUUUGAACCCUUCCACAAAACCAAGCAAGAACUUCACCUCCACAGUGAUUGGGGGUUCAAAAUCUUCCUAAAACACCAGGCAGUUUAUGAGAUUGCAAACCGUGUGAAUAUUGUGGGGUUCAAAUGAUAGUAGGGGUGAAUCUACAGCUACUCCAGAACUGGGUGUAUACUCUGAGCGUUAACCAGUCCAGGUUUUACUGUGAGACAAAGGCACCUCUGAGGUGUUGAUCUGCACUCUUUACCUGGUUCAACUCAACUGGAUCGAACUAGAACCCAGGAUGGCGCAAACUGCAAUGCAAAGACGUUGUGUUUCCAAAUCUAGUAAAGAUUGAAUGGGUCAGGCUUCCAGGGUACAGACGCUUCAGAACUAACACAGGUUCUUCAUUUUCCAAUCUGUCUGGAACAUUUUGUAUCCCUCAAAUUAUUCUUACAUAUUAGACAUUGAAGAGGUGGUCUUUAAGAUCUGGUGGAUCGGUGUUGGAUUUAACUGUGGGUUGUUUGAAUUGAUAAUGUGCUUCUGUUUAACGUGUUGCAUUUACUGACUUGUUUUACACACGAACUGUAAAUAUACUGUCAUUGUUGAUGCGCAUGGAAUGAUAAAUAAAAAGCCAUGCGUUUUGUUUCAAA
Messenger RNA from Polyodon spathula (Mississippi paddlefish), 4087 nucleotides. Its product is annotated as sodium/hydrogen exchanger 6-like. Gene Ontology annotation, biological process: sodium ion transport; proton transmembrane transport; regulation of pH. Lineage: Eukaryota; Metazoa; Chordata; Actinopteri; Acipenseriformes; Polyodontidae. The record is from RefSeq and is a predicted model, not a curated record. The transcript has 15 exons. Gene Ontology annotation, molecular function: sodium:proton antiporter activity. Gene Ontology annotation, cellular component: membrane; recycling endosome. The coding region runs from base 1 to 1671 and encodes 556 amino acids.